Molecule: messenger RNA, 1902 nt
Organism: Hevea brasiliensis (rubber tree)
Lineage: Eukaryota; Viridiplantae; Streptophyta; Magnoliopsida; Malpighiales; Euphorbiaceae
Exons: 3
Coding region: 55-1902 (615 amino acids)
Source: RefSeq, a predicted model, not a curated record
GGAACAAAAUUGCAGGUUGCAUUUUCGAGCUUGGAGCAUCUAACAAUAAUUAGCAUGAGUAACUUGGAAAGGAUAUGGCACAACCAACUCGCUGGAGGUUCCUUUUGCAUGCUAAAUUCAAUGAUAGUAGAAGAUUGUGAAAACUUGCACACUCUUUUUCCAUCAAAUGACUUAAGAAGAUUUCAGAAAUUGGAGCGGUUAGAUUUAACGAGUUGUGAUUCACUAGAAGAGAUAUAUCAACUCCCAGAAUUCAAUGCUGAAGAUGAAAGUUUUGCAAUAGAUUUGAAUUUAAGGUUUAUGAAAAUUCGUUAUCUGAAAAAUUUGAAAAAUCUCUUUCUUGCUUCCGUAGCACAAAACCUUUUACUACUUGAAAAGCUUAGUGUAUACUCUUGUGGGGUGAAGGCGAUUGUUGCAAAGGCAGAAGGUGCAAAAGCAGCCCCUUCUUUUGUGUUCUCAAAACUGCUCUCCUUGGAUCUCACAAAUCUACAAGAUAUUAGGAGAUUUUAUCCAGGAAUACAUAGCUUGAAAUUUCCAAGGUUAAAAGAUUUGAAGGUGCAUCAUUGUGGAAAUGGAAUGGAGUUUUGUUCAGAAUUGUUUAGUUUACAGGGAAAACAUGGAGAGGAACAACAUCACAUCACUAUCCAACAACCAUUACACUUGGAGAAAAAGGUUUUCCCCAAUUUGGAGCUGUUGUCAUUAGAUGGUCAGAUGAUUGAGAUGAUUUUGCGAUGCCAAUUGCCAAAAGGUUUCCUUUCCAAAGUAAAUUCCGUUGAACUGAUUCGAGAGAAAUCAAAUGUUGAUCUUUUUGGAUUCCUUCAAAGAUUACCCAAUCUGGAAACUGUAUUUGUCGAUGAUUCUUUUCUCCAAGAGUUUGUACUCCAAUGCGAAGAUAAUGAUGGCGCUAUGCUACCACGGGUUAGAAAUUUGAAAUUGAGGAGGCUUCAUUAUAUAAAGCAUAUCUGGAAGCCACACCCCCAAAUGGACCUUGUUCUUCAAAAUCUCCAGACUAUGGAUGUAUUUCAUUGUUAUAAUUUGGUCAGUUUAGCACCAUCCUCUGCCUCUUUCCAAAACCUAACUACUCUAAAAGUUGAAUCUUGCAAAGUAUUGAAACAUUUGGUAACACCAUCAGCAGCCAAAAGUAUGGUGCAACUUGUGACAAUGGGGAUUAGAGAUUGCGAAAUGUUGACCGAAAUAGUAGUCGAUGAACAAAAUGGAACACCAGAAGAGAUCGAAUUCGGCAAAUUGAAAACUUUGCAGCUCAUUAAUUUAGAAAGCCUCACAAGCUUUUGCUUCGGUGGUUUUACAUUCAAAUUCCCAUGUUUGGAAGUAGUAACUGUGGAAAGAUGCCCCAAUAUGAGGACAUUCUCUGCUGGAGUGUUGAGCACACCAAAGCUGCAGUGUGUAAAAUUGAGAGAAUUUCAUUUUCAGAAAUGGCUUUGGGAGGGCGACCUUAAUACCACCAUACGGCAGUUUUAUACGGAAAUGGAUGGAUUCAAUGGCAUUAAGAAAGUUAAACUCUCUAAAUUUCCCCAGAUAAAGGAAAAAUGGCACACCCAACUUCCUAUGAAGCUCCUAGACGGGUUAAGUGAAUUGGUGGUGGACAACUGUGAGUAUUUCUCGAAAGCCUUAUCAUCAAAUCAACUCCAGUUCUUGAACCGUUUGGAGGUGCUGAUUGUAGAAAAAUGCAAUUCCCUAGAAGAAAUAUUUGAUUUGGAAGGGAUGAAUGCUGUUGAAAGGCAUGAUAAGUUGAUGUGGCAGUUAAAGGAAUUGCAAUUAAUUGAUCUGCCAAAGUUGAGGUGUAUAUGGAACAAGGAUCCUCAAGGAAUUUUGGAUUUUAAAUACCUAAGACUGCUGAAUGACAAUCAUUUUCUUAAAAGAUUAAUAGAAAAGAUUAAUCUUUGA